This is a messenger RNA of Octopus sinensis (East Asian common octopus), 3173 nucleotides long. Its product is annotated as probable E3 ubiquitin-protein ligase MGRN1. Gene Ontology annotation, biological process: protein ubiquitination. NCBI's taxonomy places the organism in Eukaryota, Metazoa, Mollusca, Cephalopoda, Octopoda, Octopodidae. Gene Ontology annotation, cellular component: cytoplasm. Bases 191 to 2245 code for a protein of 684 amino acids. Gene Ontology annotation, molecular function: ubiquitin protein ligase activity. The record is from RefSeq and is a predicted model, not a curated record. The transcript is spliced from 15 exons.
UGUGAUGUGUUGAGGUGACGUCUGCUGUGUAGGCGCCAUUGUGUUGACCACCAAGUCGCAUCUUGACUCAAUGCUCACUUCUUUCUUAUCGCUUUUGCAUACUCAACAGCAUGCUCAAGUCUUCUUGCAUUCAGUGAUAUGUUUAUAUAUUCAGAAAUUUUAAAGACAUUUACAUUCUAGGAUUUUAAAAAUGGGUUCGCUCGUUAGUAGAAGAAAUGCAGGCUCAGAUGUUGUGGAUUAUGGUAAUAAUAAUGCCUAUAGAUACCCUCCCAAAUCAGGUAGCUAUUUUAGCAGCCACUUUAUAAUGGGUGGUGAGAGGUUUGAUAUGACUCAACCAGAAGCUUACUUGUUUGGUGAAAAUCAAGAUUUAAACUUUCUGGGAAACAAACCAAUUCCUUUCCCUUAUCCUUUGCCCCAAGGUAAUGAACCAACAAAAACUUUGAAAAGCCUUGUCAAUAUUCGUAAGGAUACUCUACGGUUUGUACGUAUCAAUGAUGCUGAAAAAGUUCCUCUAGAUUCUACUGAUGUGGAUCCACCUUUAAAUUAUUUUCGUUACAAUAUUGAAUUCACAUUCGAUUCUGAUGUAAAAUGUGCAAUUACUAUUUAUUAUUUUGCAAUGGAAGAAAUCAACAAUGGUCAAUUAGUUUAUCACCCUCGGGAUGCAUCAAUGAAUUCUGAAACUUAUCAUUACAAGAGGGGAGCAAAUCAAGUAUUCUGUCAGUCAACUCAUGUAAUUGAUCCUAGCAAAUUUUCAGAAGAAGAAUGGCAGUAUAAUCCAGAUAAAGAAGUAAUUCCAGUUGUUAUUCAGUGUAUUGUGGAAGAAGAAGAGCACAUUGGUCAUUCUCAUGUCACAUUUGCAAUGGUUGAGAGAAAUUCUGACAGUGGUUAUGUGUUAAAACCUCUUAAACAAAAACAGUGUGUUGGUGGUUUAUGUUAUUUACUACAAGAAAUCUAUGGAAUAGAAAAUAAGAACCUGGAAAGAUCUAAACUGGAUACUGAUGAAGACAUUGAAGAUACUGGAUCUGAAUGUGUAAUAUGUAUGUCAGAUAUGCGAGAUACGCUUAUUUUACCUUGUCGUCACUUAUGCCUAUGCAAUAACUGUGCAGAAUCAUUACGUUAUCAAGCUAGUAAUUGCCCUAUUUGCCGUGCACCUUUCCGUGCACUUUUACAAAUUCGAGCCAUGCGAAGAAAACAGAUGUCUUCAAAUAUAACCCAGGGUGGUGAAGAAGAGAAUUUUGUUAGUCAAGAAGGUGUUCCUCCUGGAUAUGAAGCAGUAUCUCUCUUGGAAGCAUUAAAUGGACCUUAUCAAAAUAAUUCUGUUCUUAUGCAAAUGUCUCAUGAAGAUAUUACUCCAACAGAGAGAGAUGGUGAACAUACAGGAGACAGAAUAAGCAGCAGAAAUAAGCACAACAAUAGGAGCAGAAACCGUGAAAAGAAAAGAUCUUUAAAACGUCGACAAACUAAUGAAUUGACAAAUAGCCGUCAACAGGCUCAGAACCUCAAUGAUGAUCUUGUUGACAAAGAAAACAAAACAAAUGAAGCUAUCAUUGCCAAAAAUAUUCAGCCCACGACACCUGAAGUUGUCAUGUCAGAAAUUGUUGGUAACCAAGGUAAUAAAGAAAAUGAAAAGAAUUCUGGGAGUGAUGUAGAAGCUGUCCAUCAAAUAUGUGAGGAGAACAAACCGCAAGGCAAAAUCAAACUGAAUAGCGUCAAUAGUAUAUCUUCUGAUGCCCUCAGUGAUAAAACGGAACGACAAAUGACUGGUGAACGAAAAACUGGGUUAACUGGAGAUUCUGCACCGAAUUCUUUAGAACGAGGUGAAUAUUUGAAAUUAUAUGAACAAGCCGAACAAGAAUGUGAAUCUGAGUAUUUACGCACCUGUUCCCAGACAGUAUCUACUGAUAACUUUAUAGAAGAUUCCAGCUCCUGCUCAGAACCUGAUGAAGUUGAAGCAGAACCAGAUUAUGAUCUUGAAGAUGUUGAUUUCAAAUCGAUAACUUUAGAAGAUGAUGAGGAUGAAGAAGAAUACAAUAAGAAAAUCUUAUACCAUAACACAUUAACCGACCAUUCAGAUAUAGAACACUUGGGUUAUCCUUUGCUGAACAUGGGCAAUGAGGAAUGUAUUUCAAUGCCUGGAACACCAGCUAGCAGCACCGAGGAUUCUAGUAUUGGUAGUCAGUGCAGCUCUCAUAUGUUAUUACCCAUUCCUUCAGUCGAUGAUAAAGUCCAAAUUGAAAGUGUUUGAAACCAAUUGAAAGAAACAUUUCUUUCCUUCUUCCUUCUUUAAUCAAAUUAGCUGUUUUCAAUCUUGCCUCAGAUUGGUUAGUAUUGACCUUCCAAUGUCAGUAUUCUUUCAAAGGAUACAGUGAGUUAUUUAAAGAGAGGGAAAUAAUUUCCAGAUACUUAUACUGGAUGUUUACCAAAACCUGAAUGCGCAGCUAUUUGCACUGAAUUUAUAUUUUAAAAAGAUAAUAAUUAUUAUUUACCUGAGUAUCAAAUGUAUUGUAUUUAUGUGGAAAAUAAUAUACCCUACUAAGGUACAUUCCUUUGUGAUAAAUGGUGGGUGUGCUAUGAUGAAUUGUUACCAAAAAGGUGUACUUCAGCUGUUGGUGUCUUCUAUGAAUAUUAUUAUUAUUAUAUAUAUAGUGUUGGAAAUUUUACAAGGAACAAAUUUAUUGAAAAUUUUUAUCAACGUGAUUAAUCUUCAGGUAAUUAAUUGUGAUGUUAUUAUAUUCAGUGUGGAGCUGUCCCUCAAAAACAGAUGAUCAUAUGACACUUAAAGCAAGAAAGAACCAAAUGUAAAAACGAAAUAACAUGAACCAAACUGAAAUAGCAGCACAGCACUGUCCUUCAAAAUGUUCACUUUCAUAUGAAGAAUUAUAGGAAAUAAACUACGUAAAUUGUUUAAACUUUGUUUUGUCAUCUUGGAAUUUGUAAAUUUUAUUUCUCUACCAAUAAAUCUUUAUGGAACUGAAUCUCCAGCUUUAUGGUUGCUUUCCCCCACAUCAAGCUUUACAAAAACUGCUUUUGUAAAUGUAUUUGUGUUGAUUUCUAAAAUUAAAGAAACAAAUCUGUUAUAUGCAGGAUAUUUCUGUAAUAUUGGUCUGCUAUUGAUACACAAUAUUGCAUGGCAUUAUAAAGAAAUAAAUGUUAAGCAUUUUUCAUUUACCUUU